AUGUCCUGUAAUCCUGUUUGUUCACCUGUAACAAAAUCUUCAGAAUUCUACAGAACUUUAUUAUUGAAGACGAUGGUAAUGAAUUCAACAGUAGCAACACUACCAAAUCAGAGCAAAUUUUUCAAAAAAAAUGUUGCACUACAAGACGCCCACCUCUCUUACAGUGAUCUAAAGAACAACACAAUCCGCGACGAGCUCACUGACCAAAAAAUGAAAAAACUGAUGGUACAUAUCACACAUGCACAUACAAACACAGACAUGAAAUUGAAGUACUGGGUUGAAAUUUUGGGUAGAACUCAACUUUAA
Messenger RNA from Loa loa (African eye worm), 306 nucleotides. RefSeq lists its product as hypothetical. The transcript has a single exon. The coding region runs from base 1 to 306 and encodes 101 amino acids. The record is from RefSeq and is a predicted model, not a curated record. NCBI's taxonomy places the organism in Eukaryota, Metazoa, Nematoda, Chromadorea, Rhabditida, Onchocercidae.